Messenger RNA from Rotaria sp. Silwood2, 1395 nucleotides. The record is from the annotation of a GenBank genome assembly. NCBI's taxonomy places the organism in Eukaryota, Metazoa, Rotifera, Eurotatoria, Philodinida, Philodinidae.
AUGGAAGGAAUCUAUACUAAACAAAGAGCAUCAACAGCUGGUCAUGUUCAACGUCGAUUACCAUCUAGACAAACAAGUCGAGCACGUCUCGCUUCACCAUCAACAUCUGUUUCUGAUGAUAGACCAGAUCUUAUUAUUCAACAAUCAAUGGAUCAAAUAUCUGUACGAAAUGUAUUUGAUUUAUUUUCGAAAUUUGAUAAAUGGGAUGUAACUGAAUUACUUACUGCACGUGAUACACAUUGGCUUUUAGCAAAUGCAGAUAUAUAUAAAGCACCAACUGAAAAUCCAACUGGAUUAAUACGACAGUUACAAGCAUUUAGCGAAUCUCAUCUUGAUAUUUUAUUUCCAGUUGAUGAUGAUGUUCCACGUCUUGAUACUCGUGAAAUUCAUCAAUUAUUACGUGAAUUAACAAUUGGGGUUUAUUCUCUUAAUGCACAACCAUUAUUAAGUCUUGAAGCUAAUUUUGAUCUUAGUUCAACAUGUCAAAUACCAACAGCUUAUAUCGAUACACGUCUUGGACAAAUUAUGAUAAAUUGUGAUGCUUGGCUAAAAUCUGUAUGGCAUGGAGUUUUUAUGUCAAGAGAAAAACGUGCUAAAUUUACUGAUCGUUGGCGUCAUACAAGCGAAUCUUCCUUAACACGUUCAGUUAUACAUGAAUUUGAAGCAGCAGGUUUACAAGAUAUAAGUCAAGAUUCUGAUUAUACUCAAGCAAAAAAUUCUUUUCAAGCUGAACCAAAAUCCGAAGAACAAGCACAUUCCGACGAUCAAUUUUUAGUUUCAUAUGCUGAUGAUUUAUCUAUGGUAUUAACACUUUAUCUUGAUCAAGUAUCUCAAUGGAAAAAUUGUUUAAUGUUUAAUGGAAAUUAUACAAUCCAAUCACAAAUAAAAACCAUUCAAGAAAAAUUAGAUAAUCAACAAUUUCAACGUUUAAAAUCUUUACUUCAAGUUCAUGAAAAUUAUUUACGUAAAACAUUUCCAUUAAAAGCUGAAGUUCGAAAAUAUAUUUAUCUUCUUGAAUUUUCUUGUUUUUUAUUUACUCUACUUGUUGGACUUAAACGUCGUAUGAAAAAAAUUCCAAAUAUGAAUCGAUUAUUACCAAUGUUUAUCGGUGAAGACGUUCGGACUGAACGAGAACUUCCACCAUUUAUGUAUAUGAAAAAGCAAUCAACAAAUAUAUUUCCUAUUGAUGAUGAAACAAUGUUUCAUUUACAUGGUGGUAUUCAAUUUGAAUAUGAAACACGUUCACUUAAUAAGAAACUUUCUCAAAUGUUGAAUGGAAAAAAUGAAUCAUUACUUGAUCCAUCUCGUCGAAUUUUAUAUGGAUAUUUGGAUAUACCUAAUUCACCUAAUAUGGAAUAUCAUUUACCUAUUGUAGAAAUUGAUGGAAAAAAGUAG